Molecule: messenger RNA, 1765 nt
Organism: Choloepus didactylus (southern two-toed sloth)
Lineage: Eukaryota; Metazoa; Chordata; Mammalia; Pilosa; Megalonychidae
Gene: SELENBP1
Product: selenium binding protein 1
Exons: 12
Coding region: 91-1509 (472 amino acids)
Molecular function (GO): selenium binding
Source: RefSeq, a predicted model, not a curated record
CGGGCACAACCAGCAAAGCUCUCCGCCUCUGCUCACGCCUCUGCUCACUCCCGGCAGACCUGCCAGGACUGGCGCUUGCUAGCGAGCAUCAUGGCCGCCAAAUGUGGGAAGUGUGGACCCGGCUACCCCUCCCCACUGGAGGCCAUGAAAGGUCCCAGAGAGGAGAUUGUCUACCUGCCCUGUAUUUACCGAAACACGGGCAUUGAGGCCCCGGAUUAUCUGGCCACCAUAGACGUUGACCCCAAGUCUCCCCAGUAUUGCCAGGUCAUCCACCGGCUGCCCAUGCCCAACCUGAAGGACGAGCUGCAUCACUCGGGGUGGAACACCUGCAGCAGCUGCUUCGGCGACAGCACCAAGUCACGCACCAAGCUGAUGCUGCCCAGCCUCAUUUCCUCCCGCAUCUACGUGGUGGACGUGGGCCUGGAGCCCCGGGCCCCGAGGCUGCACAAGAUCAUUGAGCCCGAGGACAUCCAUGCCAAGUGUGGCCUGGGCUUUCUCCAUACCAGCCACUGCCUGGCCAAUGGGGAGGUGAUGAUCAGCUCCCUGGGAGACCCCAAGGGCAAUGCCAAAGGGGGUUUUGUCCUGCUGGAUGGGGAGACAUUCGAGGUGAAGGGGACGUGGGAGCAACCUGGGGAUGCUGCUCCAAUGGGCUAUGACUUCUGGUACCAGCCUCGGCACAAUGUCAUGAUCAGCACCGAAUGGGCAGCUCCCAAUGUCCUACGAAACGGCUUUAACCCUGCUGAUGUGGAGGCAGGGCUGUACGGGAGCCACUUACACGUGUGGGACUGGCAGCGCCACAAGAUCGUGCAGACCCUGCCACUACAGGACGGGCUCAUCCCCCUGGAGAUCCGCUUUCUGCACAACCCGGCCGCUGACCAGGGCUUCGUGGGUUGUGCCCUCAGCUCCAACAUCCAGCGUUUCUACAAGAAUGAGGGAGGUACGUGGUCAGUGGAGAAGGUGAUUCAGGUGCCCCACAAGAAAGUGAAGGGCUGGUUGCUGCCCGAAAUGCCAGGCCUUAUCACUGACAUCCUGCUGUCUCUGGAUGACCGCUUCCUCUACUUCAGCAACUGGCUGCACGGGGACCUGCGGCAGUAUGAUAUCUCCAACCCGCAGAAGCCCCGCCUCACAGGACAGCUGUUCCUGGGAGGCAGCAUUGUUAAAGGAGGCUCCGUGCAGGUGCUAGAGGACCAGGAGCUGAAAUCCCAGCCGGAGCCCCUGGUGGUCAAGGGGAAGCGGGUGGCUGGAGGCCCUCAGAUGAUCCAGCUUAGCCUAGACGGGAAGCGUCUCUAUGUCACCACAUCGCUGUACAGUGCCUGGGACAAGCAGUUUUACCCUGAUCUUAUCAGGGAAGGCUCCGUAAUGCUGCAGGUCGAUGUAGACACAGUACACGGAGGGCUAAAGUUGAACCCCAACUUCCUGGUGGACUUCGGGAAGGAGCCCCUUGGCCCAGCCCUAGCCCAUGAGCUCCGGUACCCUGGGGGCGACUGCAGCUCUGACAUUUGGAUUUAAAAUCCACCCCUGAUGGCUCCCACCCCACAGUCUAAGGCCUCAUAUCUGGGGCUCCACAGGGACCUGGCCUCACUCCACUCUUGGCUCCCACCCAACCCAUUGCAGCUUGUCCCGCCAGAGCCAGAUGAGGCUGUUUGUUUUAGUGUAUUCAGAAGUGUCUCCAUUUACUGACCCCUGUUGCAUGUUGCUCAUGGUACAGUUCUUACAUGAAUUCUUGGCAGCACCAAGAAAUAAACUGGUAAACCUAUUUCUCAGA